Messenger RNA from Spirodela intermedia, 10266 nucleotides. Lineage: Eukaryota; Viridiplantae; Streptophyta; Magnoliopsida; Alismatales; Araceae. The record is from the annotation of a GenBank genome assembly.
AUGCCCGUCGUCAGGUACCAGAUAAGGAACGAGUAUGGGCUGGCGGAUCCGGCGCUCUAUGGCGCUGCGGACAAGGAGGAUCCCGAGGCCUUGCUCGAAGGGGUGGCCAUGGCCGGUCUGGUUGGCGUCCUGCGGCAGCUGGGGGAUCUCGCCGAGUAAGUUUCGUUCGGUUUGUGGCCGUGUGUUUUGAUAUUUGUCGGGAGUGGAGUUUUUGUUCGCGACUUAUUCGAAAUUUUCGUCUUUUGGGCUUGAUUGGGGUCUGGGGCGGCGAAUUGAAGUGUCUAUUUGGGUGUCCGUCUCAAAUUCCUGGGGAGCGGUUGCACGGAUUGUAUUUCUUUGGGAUUCGUUUGUAGUGUGGCCUGGAUUGUAUGGCUUUCAAUUUGGGUCUGCUGCAAUUUGGGAUUUUACGCAGCCUCCAGUGCCUUUCUAUCAAAAAUAGUGGGGAUUUUGUAUUCUUCUCUAGCGUUUGUGAUACGUGGUGUACUAUGGUGCUGGCUGGCUUUAAGCACAGAUUCUAAAGUCUCUUCAUCAGUCUCCCAGGAAGCUUUUAAAGUAAUUGUGGAUUUUAAAAUAGGGGGUUUCUGUGUUCCAUUUUCGAAAAAUAUCUCCACGCUUAUGUUUCUUUCAUCAUUCCCUAUCAUCCUCCAUGCUGCUAUUUUCCCUUGUCCGGGUUGGUGAUUGUCUCUAGAAAGUUGAAAAUAAUAUGCAUGAUAUAUUGAUUCCUGUGCCAGAUUUUCUCGCAUUUGUGGACUUUCAAGAGAAGUUGGGAGAACGCUGUUCCAUUUUUAACCUUUAUUAAUCUCAGAAUCCUUCCAUUUUUGGGGAUGGCGAAAGCUGGUGCUCAUUUGUGAGCCAAAAGUAAAGAUUACGAGAUAUAAUCAUCGCCUCUAAAGUUCCACAGUGGUGGGAAAUACGAACGUGCUGGUGCAUCAAUCUUCUUUCGGCACAGACAUCUACGCCGCAACUAUCAUGCCUUGGCCUUCAUAUGAUUUAUAUCCGAUAACCUACAAAAAAGAGGUUAAUUAGACGUAGAUGUGACUGUUAGAAUCUCACUUCCAGUGGACUGGUCUUAAACAUGACUUGUCCAUGAUUAAAGCGUGGGCAUUAUACACCAUAGAAUUCAUAUUGAAGGAGGAUGUGCCACAAAAGAGGGCUCACCAUGUACUCAGUUAGAUAUUGUAUGUAAUGCUGUGACAUGAUAAGCACCAUGGUUAUGGCCAUAGUCUAUCGAAAUGACGUGGACAUCGUACUCCGUUUGAUUUAAAAAUUUUAUUCAUAGUUUUGGAUUCCCCAUUGCAUGCAACCUUUCUGAAUCCGACGCCCACGGCCAAGAACCAUGCCGUCAUAAAUGAUAGCACGUGUAGUUUAAAAGAGAUAAGAUUCCAAAUUUAGCCUUUGAAGCAAAGUAAUCAGAGAAAUUAUUGAGAGGAAGAAGCUUACGGUAUUCAUGGACCAGAUAUUUUGAUCUCUAGAUGUUCUGGAUGCCAGAGAGAGGGACGUAAGAUAUACUCAUCUGAUUGACUACCUAAUCCUAUUUACAUAUGAUGUGCCUACUUCGCAUUUUCUUCUUCGUUUCUUUGGAUCAGCUUGAAGUUCAAUUUGGGCAAGUACUAGGAGUGGGCAAAUUAAGACCUGAUUCUCAAUCGUUGAAAUUUGAAAUUUCUUCGAGUAAACGCCUUUCUGGAUAGGUGGUUGCUUGAGGGCGUGGCCCUCUCUGUAGCUUAAAAGUAUUAGACUUUUUGAAAGGUGGUUGGUCUGACUUCGAAGUUUUCUAUGUAAUCAUAUUCACUGUUGCCACUUGCCAUUGCCCUUUUUUUCAUAAUCUGAGGUGUAUUGUGCAAGCGAAAUGAAAGAUGAGUGAUCCACAUUCUUGAUCAUAGAAUGCUUUAAUACUCGUGGACAAUCUACAGGUAUCUUAUAUACUCUGCAAUGCUAUUCCCUUUGUGAGUCCGUUAUAGUUCAACCUGAUGACAUUGACCACGACAGAGGACAAUAUAUGAUACAUGGUCGAAUAGUAAAAAGAUAAAUAACAAGUGUUUUAGAACUGACCACUGUUUACUUUUUUUCUGCUAAAAGAAUGACCAAGUAUGGCGCAGAAAUUGGGUACUUACUCCAAAAGUCAGGAUUUGAAACACUGCUCUUUCUUCAAGGACUAGUUAUAAUCGUCAUAUUUUCUGAUCGCGAUUUAAUGACUCUCGGGAAUUUUAUGCUGAACUCUAAUAUGCAUCUGACAAAUUGCAUCUUUCAUGAAUGACUAUUAUUUAUCUAAACGCAACAAAUUAGUAAGGAGGCAUGUUUAUAAACAAAUUCUAUGUUUGGCAGUGUCGCAAGUUAUAAUCCUCCUAGAAUGUAUUUUUCUUUCAUCUCUGGAGUCACACUAGUUUCUCUAGGAAGCAUCUUGCAUAAUUUUCCCGAUCUAGUAGUUCUUAAAGAAGGGAAACAUUACUUUUUGUAUGGUUGAAAAGUUUGCCUCGAUUUAGAUGAAAGAAUGCAGUUGUCAGGCAACGAGGAUGAAUGUCUUCCUGUCCCUUCUUUAUAGACAGCUGCACUAAUAUUCUUGCGUUUUUUAUCUUAGUUACUGCCAUACAACAAGAGGAAUUUUUUAAUGAUCUUUACACCCCGUUUUCACUGCAAGCUUCAUGACGGGGGAUAUUUUAUUUCACACUAUCGUGGUCGUUUUAUCUCGUUCUUCAACAGGUUUGCUGCUGAAAUAUUUCAUGAUUUGCAUGAAGAAGUGAUGGCAACUUCUUCCAGAGGACAUGGACUUUUGCUUCGUGUCCAACAGCUGGAGACCGAAUUCCCAGCGAUUGAAAAGGGUUUUUUCAAUCAAACAGACCAGUCGGACUUCUAUCACAGUGCUGGUUAGAGCUCUUCUAUCUCUUUAAAAGAUAUGAUAAGAGUCUUCUAAAAAAUCAUCUUUUCUUAUUGUUCUGGUAAAAAGCGAAAAGUUCAUGAUUUCAAUUGUUUUCAGCUUAUUAGAUAGAUAAUCAUGUCUGCAACAUUUUUGUGGAACCCAGGGUUGGUCGCCCCAGAUGUAUGUGAAUGACUGUCACAUGGCGUAGUUCCAUGAUUGUCUCUGGUGACAAAUUUUCUCUAACAAAAGAAAAGAUAUUCAGCAUGCAAAUAUUAUAGGGCGUGGUUUAAUAUCUCUUGUAAAGUUUCUUAUUCACAUUUCAGUAUCAAAUUUGAUUUCAGACUUUAUGUGAGUAGAGCAUUAUAAUGUAUCUCUUGAUAUCUGGAACAUUGCCGAGUUUCUGGCAUUUAUGUCUGUCCAGGUUUAUGUUUAUUCUCUUUUUCAAGUACAGAAUAUUUUUAAUAUCUAGAUCCAUUCUUUGUCUUAGGAAAACAAUGUUUGUUGCUUCCUGAUUUCCUAUGCUUAAGCUUGUGAAGUGAUUCUAGAAAUAUAACCAACAGAUUUUAUCUCGAUUUUGGGAAGGAAAGUUCAACAAGAAGAAAAAGGAAGAGUUGAGCAGUAUUGUGGAGCAAUAAAGAAAGAAGAACAGAUGACUAUUGUAGAACUUCUGUUUGACUAUGUAGUGGCAGCUAUGGGAGCAAUAGAAAAUACAGAGAAGAAUAUUAGAUCUGAAGGGGGUAACAUAAGAAAGAAAAUAAUGAAGGAGAAGAACCAAAAGUGGAAAAAUAAAGAGCGUAAAAUAGCAAAUAAGGAGGAUGAAUAUAUUUCUGAAAAGCGGGGAAGAAAAUUGAUAGUGUGAAAGGAAGAAAUGGAAAGAUAGGAAUCCUGUGGAGGAGCUGUGAUAACUUAUUGGGCAAAGGAAAAAUUGUAAAGCGUUAGAUGCUUAUACUGCUGUUGUACACGGAGUCCUACUUAAAACCUUAACCAAUCAAACAGAUGAAACUCUCAAUCAAUAUCUGUAAUCUAAGAAAUUUCGUGACAACCACAUAUGAUCACCAUUUCCUGGUAGAGGGAAAAAUAAGGAUUCAAUCACUAUAAAAAAUAAGAUUCAAUGAAGAGAACUUGAGAUAAUAUCGGUGCCGAACCUUGUCUCGAAGCUGCAUUGACUUAAGAUUUGUGUCAAGUAGCGAACUAGUAAAAUUUUGGCAUACUCAGUGUCUGGGUGAUUUUCUCAUUAUUUCAGUUUUUCCUUUUUGUUGAUUAUCUUCAGGAACUUAAUUAUCACAUUGAUAUGAGGUUAACUUACAAUGUAGAAGUUGGAUACUGUGGAGAAGUUGACUAAUUUUUCAGUCGAAGUAUGAAUUAUGGCCGAAUAUUAAUAAUUUCUCCAUCAUUUUUGCAGCUAUUGACUGGCAUCCUAAUCUCCAGAUUGACCAGAAUAUGGUUACAAGAGAAGAUAUACCUAGAUUCAUUUUGGAUUCUUAUGAAGAAAGCAGAGGUCCUCCACGGCUAUUCAUGCUGGACAAGUAUGGCAUCUGUUCAGAUUGAUUUGUGUGUCCUAUUGUAUAAACCAGUCGCUUAUUCUAUGCUCCUUUUUAUUCCUGUCAGGUUUGACAGUGCUGAAGAUGGUGCAUGUUUGAAAAGGUAUUCUGAUCCAUCCUUUUUUAAGACAAAUUUUGCAUCCACCGGAAACAUGGAAGCUGAUUGUCAGAGAGAAAGGAAAUCUCGAAAGAAUAAGGUAGCAUUUUAAUUUGUGAUGGCAGUCUGCAUAAUGCUAUGUUCUUUGUUGCUGAAGCUACCCCGAUUCCAACAUUUUUGAUAUUGAGUGAAUUGCAAGCAGACCCAAGAAUAGAGUAGUGUUAAUUGUAGAAUAGACAUUGGUAGUACUUUAUGGGGUUGUACACAUUCAUGUUCAUGUUUUCUAUCAUCCCCUGAUAAGAUUCCUUACCCCCAAUAGAGAAAUAAGCCUCGUACCCUUUCCCAUUAUAUUUUAAGGUUAUUAGCUCGUGUUCAACAUAUGAAACUUUUGUGUGUGAUGAGAAUUAUCUAUUGUGGAUGAACUUUAUAUAGUGGUAUCCUGGAGAUCAGUGAAUUAGGAUUAAGCGUACUAAAUUGUAAAGGUACCUGAGAAUUUUUUCAGAGGAACAGUUUAAAAUGUUAAUAUCACGGCUAUGGUGACAAAUUUUUAUGUGAUUUUAAUGUUUAUUCUUCUGAUAAUGACUCCAUGUAAGCUUUGUAAGUAAAGGGUAUCUAAAUUUCUAUUAGCUACUAGGAAAUCUAUGCGUUCAUGCUGAAGAUGAAUUAACAUCAGGUAAUUGUGGAAAAUUUUAAUUUAAUUGACACUUGUUGACCUAUGCCUGUAAAGAAACGUAAUGGAUUUCUGAAAACGUAUCAUGUAUAAACUCUAAACAGGAAGCAGACGAACAGUGUAUCCAUAAAAAGUGUCGGUUCUGUAGUCUAGUUAUGGUUGUGCAUAUUUCCAUAAAAAGUUUCCAUAAAAAGUUACCUCAUUAUAUGUUGAGUUUCUAUUUUAUGUUCCUAGGCAACCUUCAGUCACAUCUGAACAUCCUGCUUUCAAGAUAUGCUUCUUCGAAGUUUUUAGUUACUUAUGGCAUGCUCAUAAUUUUAGCAUGUCACAUUUUUUUGGUUACUUGUGAACCCUAUAAUUUCUGUAACGGGGGGAUUUAUCUCUCUUAGAAAAAGAUACCACGUUGGAGGAAUGGCAUAACCUCUGAAGCUCACACCCCGCCGCUUGUGGACCAGAAGUAAGAAGCCCCUUUCUGAAAAUAAUGUUAUUUCUUUAUAAGUAGUUCAGUGCUCAAUUGUCUCAUAUCUGUGUUUUGAUUGCCGUUUGUUUCCUAGGUUGGAACAUUUGACAGUGGAAAAAGUGUCUGAGAACCAACAAGUUAAGCGUGUUAGAUUGAAAGCAAGGAAGUUGAAUGACAAUCUGAACAUCGGGAGAAGAUAUAAGGAGAGCAUUCUUGAUCCACGAUCACCUGAACGCGCAGUAUUAUGUAAGAAUUCUGCAAGCGACCCCAAAGAAAAGACAAAAGCAGUUGAUUCCAUUGAAUUCUCCCCCGAAGUACGUGAGAUUAUCAUAGAUGUGUCGAAUGAGAGGCCAAAUUUCAGAGAGAGAAACACACUGAAGCCUCCAAAUAAGGAGGUGCUGAGCCCUACUCCGAAGGAAAAGACUCUGUCGCCCAUUGACAGAAGGGAUGGGCAGACUGUAAACAAUGAGAAGAAAGAGAUGUUGGAGGAAGCAAAUGGUAGAGUAGAAAACUUGCUGUCAACAUUACACGAGCAAGAUCGAAAUGCGCUGCUGGUUAAUAACGACUUCAAAAGGGAGGUCAGUAGUUAUGCUGAGAGCAAGUCAAGCAGCAGUCUUAAUGACUAUAGAACAGAUGAUGUUGCAAGUGAGCUGGAAAAUUAUUUGGAUGCGCUUACGACAAUGGAAUCGGAAAUUGAAACAGACAAUGAGACCAGGAUUAGGCUAGAACAGAACACUUUCAUCAAGGAAUAUCCUAAGUUUAGUUCUAUUCAAGAGCGGAAACAAAUAACUGAGAAUUUGGAAAUGAACACGUCUGAUAAACCUAUAAUCUCCUCUGUGAAUGAUAGUUUAUUUAAUAAAGGAGUUUCUGGUCAUGCAAAUGAAAAGUCAUCAUUUAACUUUUCUGAAUCAUUACCAUCUCUUCCGGUCAUGUUUGUGGAUCAAGUUUCACCUGCUGAUGAAUGCCAUGAAACAACUUCAAUAAAUAACCUGUCAAAGAGUGAGGUUUUGGAGGAGGUUGUGGGGAAUGAGUCUCCCCGAGAUUUAGUUCAGGAUCAGAUGACACCAAAUGCUCCUGGUAACAUGACCGGAUCUUCUUGUUCUUGCACUACAGAUUCAGCUACUGGUCUCGAUCCAACUCCAGAGGAUAUCAAGUCAGCUACUGUAAAUCUGAAUACAUUCUCGAGCAGUACCAAAAGCAAUGAAAUGAUUGAUAUAUGCUUUGAUUAUGAAUAUAACCCUCAACUCAACUCAGACAUUCGGGAGUUUAAUAUAAAUGUGAUGCCCUCUGAUCUGGUCGAAGAACAUGAACAAAAUGGCAGGCUAGCGAAGGGUGAUUCUCUUCCGAGAUCAGGGGAUCCAAAAAUUCCAGUUGGAGGGGACAAAUAUCUUGCCCAUGAUAAAAACACCGAAAUUCUGGUUGAUUCUCCGUGUGAUAAAUCUGAUUUGAACCUUGAGAUACAUGAUGGCCCUCUUCAAACACUGAACUCAGAUCCAAGUAUUGAUGAGUCAAAAGCUGAACGUAUUAUAACAGGUACUAAUUCUGAAGAUACACAUAAGGUCACUGAUGUUGAGAGUGCACCUUCCAUACAUGUCGAAGAUUCAUUACUUGAUCUUUCUGUUGUAGCAAAUCAAGAGGAGCAGCUACGAUCAGUACCCCAAGAACAUAAAGUUGAUUCGGGAGAGAGUACACCAUCACCAAGGACAUAUUUAUCCAUUUUUCCUCUCGAUGACAGAUCUAGCACCGGUUCAACAGAGGGAUUAUUUGAGACUAAAGAGAGCUCUGUUUCGUCCAGCGAAAAGUUUGAGCAUGCCAGAUCGUCGACCUGUUCUGAGGUUGCCGAUGAUUUUUCUGAUAAUGAUGAUACCAGCCCUGAAAAUCAGUACAAUUUUACUGAGAAUGGAGUAACAGCCUCUGACAUAUUGUCUCCUAGCUCUUCCCAUGACCAGAAGCUGCCUCAAGAUUCUUUCGUUUUGGACCAAGUGGAAUCAGCACCAAAUGGUGAGUUACCCGACACUCAGAAAGUGUUUACUAAUUUAUUUGUUAUGAAAUAAGGUUAUCGUCCAUUAAUGCAAUGUGAUCAUUUAUCCUUAUUUGUUCCAUGCCAUCUGGUUUACUUGUGGAAUUGCAUUCUGCUAACCAAUAUUCAACUCUCAUAGUGUGUAAAUGUAUUGAGAAACGAGUUAUACAAGAUUUAUCCUUUUUUUUCUCAGAUUCAGUUUCAGAGAAGCACACAAUAGAGCCCUCUGAUACCCAGAACGCUCCUGGCACUGCAGCCUCUGAGGAAAAAUAUGCUGUUGUUAAUGGUUCUACAAAUUUGGAAUCUUCUGGAUACACCCUCGACUCAUCCUCUAAUUCGGAUUUUGGGGAUCAUGACCACGUUUCCCAUACUGGACCAUUUGAACUAGUAGAAGAGGACACUUACUCCAGCAAUGGUGGCAAACCCGCAGUAUCUUCAAUAGAAGGAGGGAAGCUUUUAAAUCCACUUCUGCACACUGAAUCUGGUUCAAUGCGCUCAGAUGCACAGCAUCUGGGGAACAUUGAGACAUCCGAUUCGAAGACUUUAAUGGGAGCCGAUGAUAAGCAAUCCUCAGAAACUCCCGUUCCUCAACAGGAGGCAGAUGGUGCAGUUGGAGCUCUGAGGGAUUCUAAAUCUGCAAAGCCAAUUCAUGAGCCCUAUAAUCAUUUGGUUAGGAAGCCUUUAAUCUAUGUUCAUCGCCCCAGAGACCACAGAGUCCUACCUCCACAGCAUUCAAAAAUCGCAGGAAGGCUUCCUGAAUCAUCUGAGACGGAAUCAUCUAAGUUUGAGUCAACCAAGCAUGCUAAAUUUAAUACGAGUCAUUGGGAGAUUGAUGAAGACAAUACGCACCCAUCAGAUAGUCAAUAUCCACCGACUCAUGCAAAAGUUCUCCCUUCAAGUGAGCCUUCCCCUCCUGCAAAUGGGGACGUACUUCGAUGCAGUGAUGCCAAUGCAGCGGGGACUAUUCCUUUGAAAGAAGUCUCCACAUUGAAAUCUUCUGAUGAAGUCGGUGAGAUUUCUUCGCCACAGAAAUCUGAAAGUAUCCAUCUAAACAAUAUCCAUUCUGAAAGAGGACAAUCACUUGAACAAGAUAACGACUCUGCAAGAGUUGAGAGUGGGAGAUCUUUUCCAGAAUUGUCACAAGAUUCAUUUGAGGGUAUUGGAAGUAGCAAGAUAUUUGAUUCGGAGAGGACAGUAUCAGAUGCAUCUGGUUUCAACCAACGACAUGCAGAAGCUCAGUCUCCUCGUCAACCAGGUUUUGGGUUCCUAGCAAGUUCUAAAGUUUCUGAUAAUUUUCUUCUACCGUACAACACAGUGAUCCAGCAUGAGUCAUCUGAACUGCCUUUAGAAGAAGAUCCACCACCUCCCCCACUGCCUCCCAUUCAGUGGAGAAUGGGGAAGCUUCGUCCAAACGCUAGUCCAUCAAUGAGAGGAAUGGCUGGGCCUCCAUGCUCGCCAAACCAAUUGUCUCUUUCACCUUCUUUGGAUCAUUCAUGGAGUUCACCGUUAAUGGGUGGGACUACGUUGCAGCCAUUGAACCCAUUUCUAGACGUACGAAUCACACCAAGCGGCAGAAAUCAAGUUGUCAAUGACACUUUGGAAGAGAGUACAAGCCCCUUUCAUUCAUCAGUUGCAGCAUCUCGCGUAGAAGAUGUGAAGCAGAAAAUCGAAGUGCACCAAGAAGCCUUGAGUAGGGAAAUAUCUGAAUCUUCAGUUGCACUACCGUUCGAGUUAUCCGAUGCGAAAUCUCAACAACUUCCCAUAAUCUCUGUGGGAGAAUCAAUGCGACCAUCAAAACCUUCUAUUGUACCAGUUUCAAUAGCCCCAGAGCCCCGGCAUGAAGCAAUAGUGUACCCUUCCAACACAUUCUUGCCACCAGCAUCCACAGAAGUUGAGAGAACGUCCAAGGACAGGAUGGUAGAAGGGUAUUUUUCAGACACUCCAUCAACAGCAGCUGUUCCACAGAGCGUUAUGGGCUCUCAGUGGAUUCGCAUGUAUACUUCAGAAGAUGAAGCCUUCCCAGCAGAUGAAUAUCAGAAGCCCUUUAGGAGACCUCAUUCCCUUCUGAACCGCCCUAGAGAUCCUCUCAUUGAGGCAGUUGCGUCUCAUGAUAAAAGCACGGUAUGCACCUCGUGACUUAGUAAUGAAGAUCGAGUAAUGUUUGUUUUCUUCAACAGCCCAAUCUAAUGUCUUUAUGCAUGGUGGUUUUGCAGCUGAGAAAGGUUUCUGAGCUCGUUCACACCUCGGCCAAGCCAGAGGGAGAGAGAAAUGUACUACUGGAACAGAUACGAAGCAAGGUCAGUAGCGGGUCAUUCAUUUCACCUGUGUUGGAGCCUACCGAUUCCUUCUUCUCCUGAUCUGUCCUCUCGCUCUGGGCAGUCCUUCAACCUGAAGCCAGCCGCUGUUGCAAAGCCAAGCAUGAAGGGUCCUCCGACAAACUUGAAGGUCGCCGCCAUUCUGGAGAAGGCAAAUGCUAUUCGGCAGGUUGGUGGCCGCCAGAUUUUAUUCUCUCUUGAAUCGUCCGUUUCCUCUGUUUUCCUCACUCUUCAGGGUUAAUCUCUGUGGAACAGGCGGUCGCUGGAAGUGAUGAAGAUGACGAUGGCGACAGUUGGAGUGAUUCUUGA